This is a messenger RNA of Penaeus monodon (black tiger shrimp), 897 nucleotides long. RefSeq names its product agmatinase, mitochondrial-like. Gene Ontology annotation, molecular function: metal ion binding; agmatinase activity. The record is from RefSeq and is a predicted model, not a curated record. Lineage: Eukaryota; Metazoa; Arthropoda; Malacostraca; Decapoda; Penaeidae.
AGAUCACGAGCGCAGUAUUUCUCUCCCGCAAGUGACCAACAGAGCGCAGUGAUACGCAGUUCUCCUUCAGGUGUCACUCGUCACAGAAGGAGCCAAAGUCAUACAGCGUCAUACUUGCCUCUUUUGCCCGAGGCGUGCAAACAUAUCCGGAGUCACUAUAGCGAGUUAGUGAAGGACGGCUGCAUUCCCCUCACCAUGGGUGGCGACCACACCAUCACUUACCCCAUCUUGCAGGCCAUUAAGGACCGCUACGGCACUGUCUGCCUCCUCCACGUCGACGCCCACAACGACGUCAGUGACUCGAUGCUGGGAGCGAAGAUCACCCACGGCACGCCCUUCAGGAGAGCGGUCGAGGAGGACCUUAUCGACCCGAAGGCUACCGUGCAGAUAGGCCUACGCGGUUCCUCUUACACUGUGGAUGCGCAUGCGUGGCAGAUAAGCAAGGGCUUCCACAUUGUCCAAGCGCACCAGUGUUGGCACAAGUCCCUGGAGGCCUUUGAUGAAGUGAAAGCCAUAAUGGGUGAUCGACCAGUUUACCUCUCAUUCGACAUCGACGCUAUUGACCCUGUCUGUCCUGGCACUGGCACCCCGGAAAUCGGAGGUCUGACCCCUAUCCAGGCGCUGGAGAUCAUCCGCGGGUGCCGUGGCCUGAACCUCGUGGGCUGUGACUUGGUCGAGGUAUCUCCUCCAUAUGACUUCGAGGGAACCACCGCUCUCACAGGCGCUAAUCUGCUCUUUGAGAUGCUCUGUGUUCUUCCACGUGUAAAAUAUUAUGAUUUUAAAUAAAGCCCAUCGUUAUUAUUAUAAUCAACAUUCUACUAUAGUUGUUUAGAGUAGAUUUUUAUUUUUGUGGGGAUGAGUACCGUUUGAAUAAAAAUGUAUGAAUGCAUUAAAAAA